Prunus armeniaca (apricot) is the source of this 495-nucleotide messenger RNA. NCBI's taxonomy places the organism in Eukaryota, Viridiplantae, Streptophyta, Magnoliopsida, Rosales, Rosaceae. The record is from the annotation of a GenBank genome assembly.
AUGAUUUCCCCAUGCGCCUUCGUAUUUCAGGUGAACCGUUUGAAGCCAGAACUUAUAAAACUGGCUAAGCCAACACCUCAAGAAACGAAGCUACUGUCAAAUGUUAAUGACCAGGAAAGCCUUAGGUUUCAUAUUCCAGUCAUAAUGUCUUACAGGAACAAUAAUCCUUCCUCAAUGAAUGCAAAUUGUGAUCCGGUUAAGGUGAUUAGGGAAGGACUAAGUAGGGCAUUAGUGUAUUACUACCCUAUGGCUGGUAGGCUCAGGGAAGGGCCUAACAGAAAGCUUAUGGUGGAGUGCAAUGGAGAAGGUGUCUUGUUCAUAGAGGGUAAUGCUGACGUCACUCUUGCGCAACUCAGGGACACGAUUGCACUCCCUUCUCCAUUCUUAGAGGAGUUUCUUUAUAAUGUUCCAGGCUCUGAAGGGAUUCUUGGUUGCGCUCUGUUGUUGAUUCAGAUCUUGGCCCUUCAAUACAAUGAAAUAGGUGCUAAGAUAUGA